Messenger RNA from Gryllus bimaculatus (two-spotted cricket), 921 nucleotides. NCBI's taxonomy places the organism in Eukaryota, Metazoa, Arthropoda, Insecta, Orthoptera, Gryllidae. The record is from the annotation of a GenBank genome assembly.
AUGGCGAGGUGCGGCCGAAUUUCCCUCAACCAGGUAUCUCCCACCAGCGGGACACCUGUAGCUUCAGCCGGGACAAACUGUAAGCUCCCGACCGGUCUCCCGGCAUGUGUGGUAGUGAAGGGAGGAAGGAAAAAUCACGAGCGGUUCAUCACUCGCGAAAUGCUGCACCACAAUUGCACAAACGCGACGAUAACGUGUACGGAAAGGAAGGACAAUAUUUAUCUAGGCCCAGGAACGGGAAGCCUGCCCAGGAAUGAAAGUAUAGCAAAUGGCGGCGAAGUUUUUCAGCUGUUAGAGCGCGCGAUCUGCGCCCGACGCAGAUCUGAACGGAAGGCGCCUGGUAGGAGGCGCCGCGUGGUGCCGGUGACAGACCGCCGGCAUGGACACCGUCCGCGGCCGCGACGCCGCCGCGCCGCCACCCCCUCGCCAGGCCCACUGCGCGUGGCGGCGCGCGCCGCGGUGCUCGGUGCCUGCUCCGUCGUGGUGGUGGUGCAGGUGAUCUUCCCCCUCUUGGUCCAGGGGAUCCAGCGCCGACCUACACGUCGACUUGCGGGUUUUUAUCUCCCACUCAUCGUCUCAAAUUGGACAAGCUCAGAGCUCUCGACUGAGCCCCCGUCAUUUAUGGAAGUAAUGGAAAGAUCGCGAGCGGGCGCUCGCAAGGGCGCUGAGGCCGUCCGCUCCGCGCAUCCUGCGCGAGACCGGCAAGGCGGCGAGCAGCGGCGUGCACAGGGCGUUUCACAGAAGAAAGGGCCCACUGCAGUCUCCUUCACCUCCGCGCACUGCCCCGCACAAGCUCUCUGCGCUCUGCGACGCGGGGGAGCAGCAAUGCGUGGGAGGCGGUCGCCGCUUACGGAUGGUGGAAGCCGCGCGGGCGGCGCGGAUGCGCCUUCCGCAGGGCCAAGACUGAAGUCGGCGCUGUAG